Messenger RNA from Quercus lobata, 876 nucleotides. RefSeq lists its product as uncharacterized. The coding region runs from base 76 to 588 and encodes 170 amino acids. The record is from RefSeq and is a predicted model, not a curated record. NCBI's taxonomy places the organism in Eukaryota, Viridiplantae, Streptophyta, Magnoliopsida, Fagales, Fagaceae. Gene Ontology annotation, cellular component: chloroplast thylakoid membrane. The transcript is spliced from 2 exons.
CCGAUUGUUUGUCCCUGCAGUUUUUAUCGUUAAAGUGUUGUAGUAAGUGGCUGUGGUUGCAUUUCCCACAAUCAAAUGCUUUCUCUGCAAAUUCUCUCAUUUCAUAACAAUCCACCAGCAUCACUUCCACCAAUACCUCUCUAUAACAAGCCUAAUACACUUAUUUCUCACUUGCUAGUACAUAGUGAUGAUUCUUUCAAGAAAAGGAGGUCACACCCAUCUUCUUUUUCUUCUUGUAUUGUACAUGCAGUGGAAAAAGAUUCACAACACUUUGAGGUAGACCCAGAUAAGGCCAGAGAAGCUCUCCAAAAGCUUGACCAGCAGCUCCAAUCCCUGUCCCAGAAACAAAUCAAGCCUCCAAAGAUAAGGGCUUCAGAAGUGGAUCUUAAGGAGGCUCAAAUGACUGAAGAAAUGCCAGAAAUUUCAGAGUCUUUUCUAGUAAAUUCAGCUGUUGCUCUCUUUCUUUUCACCAUUUUCUACAAUAUACUGUUUAUUACUGUAAUAAAACCAGCCAUAGAUGGUCCAGACAGAGUUGUUCCAGCUACUACUACUGUAGUAGAAGCUUCCAAAGACCGAAUAAGUAACUAAAAAGCUUCAUCAGUAGUAGUUUUGAAGAUACUGCCACUGGAAUUCAGUACCAGAGGUUUCUAUUCAACCAUGCAGUUUUGAUUUCCUGAAAGUAGUACUCAAAUACAAAGCUUUGUUGAUUUGUCACUAGUUGUUUUUGAGUGUGAGCAAUGUCUAAACUAGGCAUGAAUAGUUAUGUGACUUUGAUAAUAGCAUAGUAGUGAUAUGGUUAUAUAAAUUUCAUAUCAUGUCAUGUCAAAUGAAUUACUUGAUUCUCUCAUAGUACAUGAGUUUAUUUGAGCAAUAAAA